GCUUCGGGUCCUGCUCCCACUGCCCUCACCCUUUGGGAAGAUGAAGGUCUCUGCAGUCAUUUUUGUUCUUGUCAUUGCAGCCUCUUGCUCCCAAACUUUCUCUGGCCCAGUUGGAUCUGACCUCCCAAUCUGCUGCUUCUCUUACACACACCACAAGCUCCCGCAGAAGCUCAUCCUGCGUUAUUACAGCACCAGCACCAGCUGCACGCUGCCGGCCAUUGUGUUCAUCACAAAGAAGGGCCGCCAGGUCUGUGCCAAUCCCAGUGACACCUGGGUCCAAAGUUACCUGCAAAAGCUGAAGCAGAACUGAGCAAAGCAAGAUGGCAAAUGUAGCUGCUAUCGUGCAUGAGUCGUGUGAUUCUGAGCUCCUGUGACGGAGCAGGACCCUGGGGCAACAGGAGCUGCACGAGCCCACGUCAUCUGCAGGUGGCUCCAAGGGGCUGCUGGAAGGCACCACGGGACACCUCGUGUUGGGGUGCUGCUACUUGGCCUUGGCUUGCACGGACCAGUCUGCAACCUCAUCCCUCUGCCUGACCCCUCCGCCUGUGGCCUGGGAAGGCUCAUGGGACUGCACCUCUAUUGUUCUUAUAUUAUUUUUAAAUUUCCUUGAAAAUUUCAGGAAUUAUCAUAUAGGAUAUGCAGUACUUUGUU
Athene cunicularia (burrowing owl) is the source of this 651-nucleotide messenger RNA. Its product is annotated as C-C motif chemokine 4-like. NCBI's taxonomy places the organism in Eukaryota, Metazoa, Chordata, Aves, Strigiformes, Strigidae. Gene Ontology annotation, molecular function: CCR chemokine receptor binding; chemokine activity. The record is from RefSeq and is a predicted model, not a curated record. The coding region runs from base 41 to 310 and encodes 89 amino acids. Gene Ontology annotation, biological process: lymphocyte chemotaxis; inflammatory response; cellular response to tumor necrosis factor. The transcript is spliced from 3 exons. Gene Ontology annotation, cellular component: extracellular region.